This is a messenger RNA of Pestalotiopsis fici W106-1, 1566 nucleotides long. RefSeq lists its product as uncharacterized. The record is from RefSeq and is a predicted model, not a curated record. The transcript has a single exon. The coding region runs from base 1 to 1566 and encodes 521 amino acids. NCBI's taxonomy places the organism in Eukaryota, Fungi, Ascomycota, Sordariomycetes, Amphisphaeriales, Sporocadaceae.
AUGUACCACCUUCGCCGGAUAUCGUUUGUGCUUUUAUUUGUCCUGGUUAUCAGCUUUCUAUCAUGGCUGGUACCACGAGUUCUUAACCCGACUCCUCCAAAUCAACAGCAGCGCGAAGCAAAUGCUCGCUGGGUGAGCACUUCGCCCUAUUGGCUCGACCGCCAAGCCUGCCGUUGGAUCAGCUUGUGUGGUGUCCUGCACGUCCGGUCCGACCCUGCGGCAAAGACUGGUGACGACAAUCAUGAUGGCAGUGGAGAGUUGAAAAAGACGACGUUCGAGCUACGGUCUUUGAAAUUGGAAGACAGAGCCGAAAAUUCCAGAGUCGACAAGGGUGUAACGCAGGGUCCGAAAACUGCCAUGCAUCAAGAGCGUCUCCGAGAGAUACCAGACUACGUGCUCAAGUAUGCGCCGCUUGUCCACCUCUACUCUGGCGAGAAUUUCUGGCCAUCAGAUAUUGCCGAUCACAUUGAGCAUAUGACGCCGCACGUGGGCGACGAACGUAUCAACACAACCAGCCCGCUCAAUCUCGCAGCCCUGCAUGGGCUGGAUUCGGAAGAAGGCUUCGUCUAUCUGAAAAGCGACGAUGACGUAGAGUCGCGGCCCGCUUGGCUCCACAGCCGCGCAAAUAUCCCACUGCCAUAUCCCGACGACCAAGAUACGUGGGAACCACCUGUAGAUUCCGAUGCUUCUCGCUGGCACGGCGAUGGUACGACAUGGCAAGAAGUCAACAAAGAUCAUCCGUUACAGAGGAUAUCAGAUCCACGCAUGCGCACGCCUCGCUACCCUCCACCCACCUCGCGCGGGUCGCCUCCCAGGCACUCAAAGAGGGACCAAGUACCCAUUGGCGAUGUCCCCCAGCACAAACCUGAUGAAUCAGGUUACUCGAAAGCACCAGCAACUUUGGUUCUUGUGGAUAAGGGCUCUGGGAUUGUGGACGCCUUUUGGUUCUUCUUUUAUGCCUACAACCUAGGCCAGACCGUUCUUGGGAUCCGUUUUGGAAACCACGUCGGUGACUGGGAACAUUGCAUGGUCCGUUUUGAAUCAGGGAUGCCGCGCGCUGUCUUCUUCAGUGAACACGAAGGCGGCCAGGCAUAUGCCUGGCAGGCCGUGGAGAAGCGAGGAAAUAUCUCUGAAAUCCAGCGCCCCGUCAUAUAUAGCGCCGUCGGCAGUCACGCCAUGUAUGCCAUGCCAGGAGACCACCCCUACGUUCUUCCUUUCAAGAUGCUCAAAGACGUCACGGAUCGUGGUCCCUUGUGGGAUCCUGCUCAGAAUUUCCGAGGUUACUGGUACGAUUACACCACGACCAAGGAUGCUGACGGCCUAGAGCCGAUCAAGGAGAACCCCGAUGCACCGACAGAUUGGUUCCAUUACGAGGGGCCUUGGGGUGAUACCUUGUACGGGCUCGACGACAUGCGCCAGUGGCGGCUAUUUGGCCAGUAUCAUUAUGUUACUGGCCCUGUUGGACCAAAGUUCAAGAAUCUCGGCCGAGAAAAAGUCUGUCAGAACUGGCGGUGUCGGAUACUGAACAGCAUUUCAGAAGGCAAGAAGCGCAGCUGGAAUUCCUGA